AUGAGAGACGAGUUGGAAGAGAUCGGAAAGAAGCUGAAGACGGAGAUCGAUGGUUGCAACAAGAACAAGGUGAGCAACGUUAACAACAUGGGCCGACGACACAUGUUGGGCCCACCGGCCGGGAAUCUAAACACGGUCACGCCUUGCGCCGCUUGUAAGCUCUUGAGGCGACGAUGUGCCGAAGAAUGCCCUUUCUCGCCUUACUUCUCUCCGCACGAGCCCCAAAAGUUCGCCGCCGUUCACAAAGUCUUUGGUGCUAGCAAUGUUUCCAAGAUGCUCAUGGAGGUCCCGGAGUUCCAAAGAGCCGACGCAGCCAAUAGUUUGGUGUACGAAGCCAAUGUGAGGCUUAGGGACCCAAUCUACGGUUGCAUGGGUGCAAUUUCUGCUCUUCAGCACCAGGUACAAGCCUUGCAAGCAGAGCUCAACUCCGUUAGGGCCGAGAUUCUAAGGUACAAGUACCGCGAAGCUGCCACCACAAUCCUUGCCGCCGAGCUGCCCCAGGCUCCGCCUACUCCGACGCCUUCUCAACCGGCUCCGGUGGGGCCCACGCCUGGCUUUGGAGGCGGCGGCAUCUCGAAUAAUAACGUGCAUUUACCGUAUUUUGAUUAA
Striga hermonthica is the source of this 609-nucleotide messenger RNA. The record is from the annotation of a GenBank genome assembly. Lineage: Eukaryota; Viridiplantae; Streptophyta; Magnoliopsida; Lamiales; Orobanchaceae.